CUCAGCGGCCACGAGGCGCAGCUGAGCGGGUCCGUCGUCGACCCGGAGGCGCUCGCGUCGACGCUCGACGACGUCGGCGGCCUGGAGGCCAUCGUCGAGGAGCUCCGGGACCUCGUGGUCUGGCCGCUGCGGCACCCGGGCGCGUUCGCGGGCGCGUCCAAGCUCGCGCGCGCGCCGCGGGGCGUGCUCCUCUACGGCGAGCCCGGCACGGGCAAGACGCUCGUCGCGCGGGGCCUGGCCAGAGAGUCGGGCGCGGCGCUCAUGGACGUGCGCGUGUCGACGCUCGCGGACAAGUACUACGGCGAGAGCAACAAGCUCGUCGCGGCGACGUUCUCUUUGGCGCGGAAGCUCGCGCCCUGCGUGCUCUUCCUCGACGAGGUCGACGGCCUCCUGCGGUCGCGGUCGAGCGGCGAGACGGAGGUGACGGUGUCCGUCAAGGCCGAGUUCAUGAGCCAUCUCGACGGUUUGUUGGUCGCGCCCGACGAGGCGGAGCGGCCCGUCGUGGUCGUGGCGUGCACGAACCGCCCCUACGACCUCGACCCGGCGGUGCUCCGCCGGUUCCCGAAGCAGUACCGCAUCUCGCUGCCGGACGCGAAAGCGCGGCGCGAGAUCCUGGGCAUCCUCCUCAAGGGCGACGGCCUCGACGGCGACGUCGACCUCGAGGACGUCGCGGACCGGACGCCGCGGUUCUCGGGCAGCGACCUCGAGGAGCUCUGCCGCGCGGCGGUGACGCGGCCCGUGCGCGAG
Messenger RNA from Aureococcus anophagefferens, 747 nucleotides. RefSeq lists its product as hypothetical. Gene Ontology annotation, cellular component: mitochondrial outer membrane. The annotation marks the transcript as partial. The transcript has a single exon. Lineage: Eukaryota; Pelagophyceae; Pelagomonadales; Pelagomonadaceae. The record is from RefSeq and is a predicted model, not a curated record. Gene Ontology annotation, molecular function: ATP hydrolysis activity; ATP binding.